AUGGCCGACGAGGACGAGGUGCCCGCCUGGGUCGGGGAGCUCGGCGCGGCCCCGAGCUACGUGCUCCUCAUCACGGGCACGCUCGUCCUCUUCUGGGCGCUGAGCGUCGUCUGCGAGGAGCGCUUCGUGCCCGCGCUGUCGGUGAUCUGCGAGCGCUGCGCGAUCCCCGACGACAUCGCCGGCGCGACGAUCAUGGCCGCCGGCGCGAGCUCGCCAGAGGUCUUCAGCUCGCUCGUGGCGCUCUUCAUCACGCACAGCUCGCUCGGCGUGGGCACCGUCGUCGGCUCGGAGAUCUUCAACCACCUCUGCAUCUGCGCGGGCUCCGUGCUCAGCGCCAAGGGCGGCGUGCUGAUUUUGGACAAGGCCAUCGUCGCGCGGGAGGCUUCCUUCUACCUCCUGUCGUUGGUGCUUCUUUUAUACUUCCUC
Molecule: messenger RNA, 426 nt
Organism: Aureococcus anophagefferens
Lineage: Eukaryota; Pelagophyceae; Pelagomonadales; Pelagomonadaceae
Exons: 1
Biological process (GO): intracellular calcium ion homeostasis; calcium ion transmembrane transport
Cellular component (GO): membrane
Molecular function (GO): calcium, potassium:sodium antiporter activity; calcium channel activity
Source: RefSeq, a predicted model, not a curated record